CCAGAUGCAUACUCUCCCGUGUUUUAGCGCAAGCCGUGACUAUCAUCAACCGAUAUUGUAAAAAACUUGCUCUGGGCUUAUAACACAUGCCACACAACUCGUACGUUGUCAUUAUUAAAAUUUCUGCACUGUAAUGUUUACCAAUUCAAGGGCAUAUGCGGUUUAGUGCAAAAGUGAGUCGACUGUUUUUCGCAGAGGCAUUUUGUAUUUAUUACAAACUCAUCCUCCAAAGUUAUCAAUCGAUGUCGAGUAUACAUACGCUCUUGCAACAAACCAUUGAUGUGUAAUCGUCUCAUCAGAUAGACUCCAGAUUCACACAUAUUUCACGCAUUUUUAAAGUCCCGAAUAAGAUCUCAUCUCAUCCAAUCACUGGCAACUGACAUGGCACUGAAAACAGCCGUCGUGUUGGGUGGGUCUGGUGCAGUGGGUUCGGGCAUUGUCAAAGCCUUGGCAAACUGCCCCCAAUACGAGCAAGUAACCUUGCUCGGCCGUAGCCGUAUAGAACUUCCUGAGACCGAAAACUAUGCAAAAUUUACCCAAACAACGAUGGAUUUUGAAAACAUUCCUUCACAAGGUGCACUUUUUGCGGGAUUCUCAGCAGCUUUUUACGCCAUUGGCGUUUCCCAGACCAAAGUAGAUGAGGAAACGUAUCGUAAAAUCGAGUUGACCAAUGCGCUUGCUAUUGCCACCCUGAUGAAAGAGGUCUCGAUUCCGGAUAUCCACUGGGUAACUGGACAAGGCACAAGCAAAAAUUCACUCUUUUUGUUUGCCAGAGUUAAAGCAGAAGUUGAGGAAACAAUAGGAAAAAUGGGGUUUCGUCGAGUAAUAAUGUAUCGACCAGCCGGAAUUUUGGCCGAUAAGUCAAGUUCUAUGGGACCCAAGGCGACAUCCGUGUUCCGAGCAAUUGACCGAUUCCAUGUAAUGUCCGUUGAAUCCGAACUCUUGGGCGAGGUGAUGGUGGGAAAUUCACUCAAAGAGAUGGAAGGAGAGGAUAACGAGAUGAAAAUUCUAGAAAACUGUGCCAUCAAUAAGAUCGGGAAGGAUUUGAAAAAACCGUAGAAGGAUAAAAAUUAUCAUUUGUUGUGUACCUCGCUGACUUUUAACCUAAAAUUAACACCAAUACAUAUUUUCACGUAUGAUUCCACUUAUAACCUAAAUUUGAUACUACCAAAUGCAUAUAUUUUCUUUAAAAUUGUAAAUGUUUAAAAUUCUUUGGUCAUGUUUCAUCUUAAUAGCAGAAUAAACUCCAUAGCAAACGUUUUUAAAACCC
Folsomia candida is the source of this 1270-nucleotide messenger RNA. RefSeq names its product oxidoreductase HTATIP2. NCBI's taxonomy places the organism in Eukaryota, Metazoa, Arthropoda, Collembola, Entomobryomorpha, Isotomidae. The coding region runs from base 382 to 1059 and encodes 225 amino acids. The transcript has 3 exons. Gene Ontology annotation, biological process: import into nucleus. The record is from RefSeq and is a predicted model, not a curated record. Gene Ontology annotation, cellular component: cytoplasm.